This is a messenger RNA of Besnoitia besnoiti, 3702 nucleotides long. RefSeq lists its product as uncharacterized. The coding region runs from base 1 to 3702 and encodes 1233 amino acids. Lineage: Eukaryota; Apicomplexa; Conoidasida; Eucoccidiorida; Sarcocystidae. The record is from RefSeq and is a predicted model, not a curated record. The transcript is spliced from 5 exons.
AUGGCGGACAUCAUAGGAGAGGCUCGAGACACCUCUGCCUCCCGUUACUUAAUCGCGGAUCUGGAGGAUUUAGAGUCCUCCAGCGGAGACAGUCUAGUCCCGUACCGGCAUUCGAGCAAAGUUUUCUCCGGCGCGGAGGUCUCCAAUUUGUACAGUUCUGCUCCCGAUGCGUUGGGCGGCUUCCGCAGGCCGCGGGGCCUGCUUGACGACGACCCCGUUGGGCUCCACGGCCAGGCGCUGUCGCCGGUUAGGGACAGCUCCGGCGUCGGCCGGCGCGCGGCUCCUCAAAUGUCUCCAGCGGACUUGAAGGCCCAGGUGCGGCUGCGGAACAUGUAUGGCAAGCCCAUGCGACCCGACGACAUCCUCGUCACGCGGAUCCUGACGGGGGAGAAAAGUUACUGGGAAGCCUUGGACGAGCUGAGGAACCUGUGUGCGACGCUCACCGUGGAGAAUGAGAAGCUGAAGACAAACAACGCCAAGGCGACGACGCGGGCGCUGGAGCUCGAGCAGAAGAGUCGCGCGGAGGUUCGAAGGCUACAGACUCUGCAGCGAGUGACGCAAGACGAGCUGGAAAUGAAGGUGCAAGACUUGACUGCAGAGAAUUCGCGCCUCCGGCAAGCGCGAGAUGCAGAGCGGACGCUGAAGGAGCAGCGGAGUCAGCUGCAGAAGCAGUUGGACCGGUUUCGAAUGGAAAGCGAAGAGAAAGGGAAACUUGCCGUCCAGCGAGGGCGCGAGCUCCAGCUCCUCAGGGAGGAGGCGCGCCGCAGCACGGAGGCGGCUGAGGCCAUGAAGGCGCGAGCGGAGAGCCUCCAAGCGAAGCUCGCUGAAGCGAUCUCUCAGAAGAAUCUCCUCUUGAUUCGCGUGAAGAAAGACAUACGAGACAUCCAGGAUUCGGCUCAACAAGCGCGAGAAGCAGUGCUGGUUGAGAAGGCGCGAAGCGAGCAACAGGCCGCCGAAGUCGAGAAGCACGCUCAGAUGCAGAUUCAGAUCCACGAGCGCAAGAUUCGAGACCUGCAGCAGACCGUCGCGUCGGAAGAGAGCCAGGGGGAGUACUACCGGCGGAAGUUUGAGGACGCCUCCAAGCAGCUCGCGAAGCUCAAGACGCAGAUCGACAGCGCGCAGAAUCGAACGGAGACAGAUUUGGCUCUCCGGGAACGCAAAGUCCAGGAGCUCAACGAAAGCCUCAACAAUGCGCAGAAGGCUCGCGACCGCAGUGCGCAGGAACUCAACGCCCUGCGCUCCAAAUUCAACACUCUCCGAGGAGAACUCGAGCGCGCGGAGCAGAAGCGAAAUCACGCUGAACAAGAGGCGAUUCGAGCCAAGGCCCAAGUUGAGUCUCUGGAGAUGGCGCGCAACACGUUGGAAGGCAAGACGAGCGAGAUUCAGUUGGAACGGUCGGGGCUUCUGGAGAAGCUGCAGCUCGCCGAGCGCGAGGUCGCGGAGCUGCGCGAGGAGAAGGCCAAAAUCAAGUCUUCGCUCGACCUAGCUUAUCAGAAGGAGCAGUUUCGCCUCAUGGAGGAAAACAGCCGCCUGGGGACGGAUCUCAAGGUCUGCCAGCAGCAGCUGGAGUCGCUGACUCGCCAGAAGGAGCAGCUCCAGACGGAGUCCGAGCGUCUGCGCGGCUCCGAGGAGGAACUCAGAGACAUGCAAGUCGACUUUCUGAAAAUGAAGACGACUCUGCAGCUCGUUCAGGGUCGACCCUGCGAGACUUCGAAACUCGUCGCAGAGGGCGUUGUUCAAGUUCUUCGGGCCUACUCGGAGCUCAAGAAAUCGACUGAAGCUCAAGAGCAGUCGAUGGCCUCCCUGUCUCAGAAAAAUCAGGCGCUGAACCAGAAGGUGAACGAAGCUGCGACGCUGGCGCGUGAGAUCCACACGCUGGAGUCCGAGAAUCGAUCGCUGAGUGACCAUAUCGCCGCACUGACGAGCGAGCUGAGGAAGGUUGGCGACCAGCAGACGGCUUUGCAGCUCGAGAAGGAGGCGCAGGACGAGGCGCAUCGCCAGCAGUUCGAUCGCCUGCAGCGAGAGGCUGAGCUGCGUCGCCGCGACAUGGAGAAUCAGCUGGAGCACGCGCGUGAGAGGCACCGCGAGGAGAGCUCGAAGCUCUUGGGCGAGUUGGAUCGCUGCAGAAAGUUUCUCGAGGCGGAGAAAAAGAGGUGCAUCGACCUGCAGUCCAAGCUAGACGAGACAGAAAUGGAGGCCAGACGCCACGCGGAAGACCUCGAGAAGCGCCACCAGGAGCAGCUGCGCGACCGCAAGGCGCAGCUCGACGCGCUGAGCACAGAGCGGGACGAGGCCGUGGAGGAGAUGAAGGCGGAAAUCGAGAAGCUGCGGAAGACAAACGACGAAGCUCUGAAGGCCGCCACGGCUGAGAAAGACCGAGCGAUCGCGGAGAUCGAGAGCCGGCACCAGCAGACGCUGGACAACAUGCGAACACAGCAGGAGCAGCAGACCACGACGCAGCACCACCAGAGACAGGAGCUGCAGCAGCGCCUCCAGCAGAUGGAGCUUUCUUUCCAGGACACGGAGGCGAGUUUGCGGCGCGAGCUCGAGGCGAAGAACGCAGACCUGCGGGCGCUGCAGAGCAAGAAAGACAGCCUGGAGCGCGAGCUGAGCGCUGCGAAGGAGCGGCUUGAGGAAGAGCAUCGCAGCGCGGACAGGAACUUCGAGAAACUCAAGCGCGACAAGCAAACCGAAGUCGAGAGACUCCAGCGAGAACUGGACGAGCUCAAGAGCAGGGCAGCCGACGAGGCCAGCGACGCAGCCGAGAAGGUGAAGGCCGCCGAGAGCGAGCUCAAGAACACGCGCGACCAGCUGAAGGCGACCAAGACGACGGUGGAAGAGAAGGAUGGUCUGCUGGAAACCGCGAAAGCCAAGUACGCAGACCUGGCGAACAAACACAAUGAGCUGGUUCAGAAGUACAACGACCUCGUAGACGAAAGCAAGCAGCUGAAGAAGGACCUCAAUGACGCCGCAGAGGAGAGGGAGGCUCACGAGAAGCAAAUCAGGAAGCUCAUGGACACCCAGGCCCUCGAGCAACAGGAACUUGCGGCCGUCAAGCAAAAAGAAAAAGACGCAGCUGCAGCUGGAGACAGACUCAACGCGGAACUUGACAAACUGAAAGCCGACCACCGGGCUGCCGAGCUCAAACUAAAGAAAGACAUCGAUGCACUCACCACAGACAAAGAGGCUCUUGAGGCCAAGCUGAGCCAAGUCCAGCGCAUGAGCGGCGAGGACGCGGACUCAAAGAAUCGACGGCUGGAGCAGCUGACUCGCGAAAAAGCGGAUCUCGAGAAGGUUCGCGAGCGCCUGGAAGAGGAGAAAGCGACGUUGGAGCAGCAGCAGCGAACGGCGGCUAGUGAAGCGAAAACGAAACAAGAAGAACUCGAACACAAGGUCUCGCAGCUCAACAAGCACGUCCAGAGCCUCCAAAAAGAACUCCAAGAAGCGCGAAGCGCCGCGAGCGCCGCAGGGGCGCGGCCAAAGGCCGCCCCCGCCGCCAACGCGCCACCUCCAGGCGCGCCGCAGCAGACCGCCCCGCCAGCUGCAGCGCCUGAGGAACCUCCUGCGGAAGGCGGAUUAUUCUCGUGGUUCGGCGGAGGCGCAGCGGAGCCUCCGCCUGCGGAAGAGCCCGCAGCAGCGGCUGGAGAAGCCGCGGCUCCAGAGAGCCAGCAGGAGGAAUCCUCGGGCUGGGGGUGGUGGUAA